This is a messenger RNA of Anoplopoma fimbria (sablefish), 3029 nucleotides long. RefSeq names its product staphylococcal nuclease and tudor domain containing 1 (gene snd1). Gene Ontology annotation, cellular component: cytosol; nucleus; RISC complex. NCBI's taxonomy places the organism in Eukaryota, Metazoa, Chordata, Actinopteri, Perciformes, Anoplopomatidae. The record is from RefSeq and is a predicted model, not a curated record. Gene Ontology annotation, molecular function: RNA binding; nuclease activity. Bases 172 to 2907 code for a protein of 911 amino acids. The transcript is spliced from 25 exons. Gene Ontology annotation, biological process: regulatory ncRNA-mediated gene silencing; mRNA catabolic process.
UAUUCGCCUACGCGGUCUCGAUGCGGCUCCAUCCGCUCCCAUUCAUUCUGCGCUCCUCAGACCCGGAAGUGAUUCCACAUCUCUCCUCUCUUGGCUUCAGCUCAGAGUCCCGGCUCCCUCACCUGGUCACCCCUCCGCGGCGUUAGCUACACCUCCAAACACCCGCUCGACAUGGCAUCUGUUUCGGCUCCCGCUCAGGCUGCCCCUUCCUCUGCGUCGUCCCUGCAAAGAGGCAUCGUGAAAAUGGUCUUGUCAGGCUGUGCCAUCAUUGUUCGUGGACAGCCUCGAGGUGGCCCACCCCCGGAGCGUCAGAUAAAUCUCAGUAAUAUCCGCGCUGGGACCAUGGCCCGUCGAGCCGCCCAGGCCCAGCCCGACGCCAAGGACACCCCUGAUGAGCCAUGGGCCUUUCAAGCCAGAGAGUUCCUGCGGAAGAAGCUAAUCGGCAAAGAGGUGUGCUUCACUGUGGAGAUCAAGACCGCUUUGGGCAGAGAGUACGGCAUGGUCUACCUGGGGAGAGACACAACAGGCGAGAACAUUGCUGACACUUUGGUGAACGAGGGCCUGGCCACAGUGCGCAGGGAAGGAAUCCGGGGGAACAAUCCAGACCAGGCCAGACUCUGUGAAUUGGAGGACCAGUCCAAAGCUUCCAAGAAGGGCAUGUGGAGCGAGGGCGGCGGUGCACACACCAUCCGCGACGUCAAGUACACGAUAGAGAAUCCCCGAAACUUCGUGGACUCCUUGCACCAGAAACCUAUCAACGCCAUCAUCGAGCAUGUGCGAGACGGGAGUGUCGUUCGUGCCUUGCUGCUCCCCGACCACUACCUGGUCACUGUCAUGCUCUCUGGAGUCAAGUGUCCCACAUUCAAGCGAGAAGCCGAUGGCACAGAGUCACCAGAGCCCUUCGCAGCGGAGGCCAAAUUCUUCACCGAAUCCCGUCUCCUGCAGAGAGACGUUCAGAUCAUCCUGGAGAGCUGCCCCAACCAGAUCAUACUGGGCACCAUCCUUCACCCGAAUGGUAACAUAACAGAACUCCUACUGAAGGAAGGCUUUGCCCGCUGUGUAGACUGGUCCAUGGCAGUCUACACCCAGGGAGCCGAGAAACUCCGAGCUGGUGAACGAUCUGCCAAAGAACGCAAGGUCCGCAUCUGGAAGGACUACGUGGCACCCACAGCCAACUUGGACCAGAAGGACAGGCAAUUUGUAGCCAAGGUGAUGCAGGUGGUGAACGCCGAUGCCAUGGUGGUGAAGCUCAACUCUGGAGAACUCAAGACCAUCCACCUGUCCAGCAUCCGCCCCCCUAGAAUUGAGGGAGAGGAGAAGAACAAGGACAAAGACAAACGUUUCCGUCCGAUCUACGACAUCCCCUACAUGUUCGAGGCCCGUGAGUUCCUGAGGAAGAAGCUCAUCGGUAAAAAGGUCAAUGUGACAGUUGACUACAUCAGAGCAGCUACCGGUCCAGGAGAAGGCACCCCUGCAUUCUCAGAACGCACCUGCGCUACAGUCACAAUUGGCGGCAUUAACAUAGCGGAGGCUCUGGUCAGUAAGGGUCUGGCCACAGUCAUCAGAUACAGACAGGAUGACGAUCAGCGCUCCUCCCACUACGACGAGCUGCUUGCUGCAGAGGCUCGGGCCAUCAAGAACGGGAAAGGACUGCACAGCAAGAAGGAGGUUCCCAUCCACAGAGUGGCUGAUAUCUCUGGGGAGACCCAGAAAGCCAAGCAGUUUUUGCCCUUCCUGCAGAGGGCCGGCCGGUCAGAAGCCGUGGUGGAGUACGUCUUCAGCGGAUCCCGCCUCAAGCUGUACAUGCCCAAAGAAACCUGCCUCAUCACGUUCCUCCUUGCCGGCAUUGAGUGUCCACGCAGUUCCAGGAAUAUGCCCGGAGGGAUCCAGGUGGCUGAGCCCUUCAGUGAAGAGGCCAUGCUGUUCACCAAAGAGCUGGUGCUGCAACGGGAGGUGGAAGUCGAAGUGGAGAGCAUGGACAAAGCGGGGAACUUCAUUGGCUGGCUGCACAUCGAGGGCGUGAAUCUGUCGGUGGCGCUGGUAGAAAACGCUCUGUCCAAGGUCCACUUCACGGCAGAGCGCAGCGCCUACUACAAAACCUUGGUGUCAGCAGAGGAUGCCUGCCGACAGAGGAAAGAGAAGAUCUGGGCCAACUAUGAGGAGAAACCAGUAGAGGAGGUGGUGUAUGUAACAGAAGAGAAGGAACGAGUGGCCAACUACAGAGCCGUAUUUGUCACCGAAAUCUGUGACACCCUGCACUUCUACACCCAGGACGUAGAGACAGGUGCCCAGUUGGAGAACCUGAUGGAGACCAUGAGAGCAGAGAUUGCCGCCCAGCCGCCUGUGGAAGGAUCCUACGCUCCUCGCCGAGGGGACAUCUGCAUAGCCCAGUUUGCUGAUGGAGAAUGGUACAGAGCCAAAGUGGAGAAAGUUGAGUCACCAGCAAAGGUUCACGUCUUCUACAUUGACUACGGCAACAGAGAAGUUGUGUCGUCCACUCGUCUGGCUGCCAUGCCCCCUGCCUUCGGAACCAGGACCCUGCCAGCACAGGCCACCGAGCAUGCCUUAGCCUUCAUCCAGGUCCCACAGGACGAUGAUGGUCGUGCGGACGUGGUGGACUGCAUUGUGCGGGACAUCCAGAACAGCCAGUGCCUGAUGAACGUUGAGUACUCGGGUGCCACCUGCCCACAUGUCACAAUACAGUUUGGGGACACCAAGGACGACGUGGGCCUCGGCCUGGUCAAGGAAGGCUUGGUCAUGGUGGACGUCCGCAAGGAGAAGCACCUGCAGAAGAUUGUGACAGAGUACCUGAACAGUCAAGAAUCUGCUAAGAGUGCCAGGCUCAACAUUUGGCGCUACGGAGACUUCCGCGCCGACGAUGCCGAUGAGUUCGGUUACAGACGCUAAGAAAGAAACAUGGAAAAAUAAAAAAAAUAUCGACCAUCCAAUCAACACCAUUCCAAAGACCACCAUGGACGGCGAGUGACGCAUUGGACAGAAGACAGAUGACGAAAAAAAAAAAAACUAAA